Microtus ochrogaster (prairie vole) is the source of this 1540-nucleotide messenger RNA. It is a transcript of the gene Vegfa, whose product is annotated as vascular endothelial growth factor A. The record is from RefSeq and is a predicted model, not a curated record. Gene Ontology annotation, biological process: positive regulation of mast cell chemotaxis; positive regulation of angiogenesis; vascular endothelial growth factor signaling pathway. Lineage: Eukaryota; Metazoa; Chordata; Mammalia; Rodentia; Cricetidae. Gene Ontology annotation, cellular component: membrane. Gene Ontology annotation, molecular function: growth factor activity; vascular endothelial growth factor receptor binding; heparin binding.
AUCGUGCCAACGGUUUGGGGAGGUUGCUCCUUCACUCCCUCAAUCACUUCGGAUUUUGGAAAUCAGCAGAGGAAAGAGGUAGCCAAGAGCUCCAGGGAGAAGUCGAGGAAGCGAGAGACCGGUCAGAGAGCGCGCGCUGACGAGCGAGCAGAGAAGGACAGGGGCGAAGUGACUGACCUGCUUUUGGGGGUGACCGUCAGAGCGCGGCGUGAGCCCUCCCCCUUGGGAUCUUGCAUCGGACCAGUCGCGCUGACGGACAGACAGACAGACACCGCCCCCAGCCCCAGCGCCCACCUCCUCGCCUGCGGGCUGCCUACGGUGGACGCGGCGGCGAGCUGCGAGCAAGAGCCGAAGCCCGCGCCCGGAGGCGGGGUGGAGGGGGUCGGGGAUCGCGGGAUUGCACUGAAACUUUUCGUCCAACUUCUGGGUUCUUCUCGCUCCGGAGUAGCCGUGGUCUGCGCCGGAGGAGGCAAACCGAUCGGAGCUGGGAGAAGUGCUAGUUCGGGCCUGGAGAAGCCGGGGCCCGAGAAGAGAGAGGAAGAAGAUAAGGAAGAGGAGAGGGGGCCGCAGUGGGCGCUCGGCUCUCGGGAGCCGGGCUCAUGGACGGGUGAGGCGACCGUGUGCGCAGACAGUGCUCCAGCCGCGCGCGCGCCCCAGGCCCCGGCCCGGGCCUCGGUUCCAGAAGGGACAGGAGCCCGCCAAGGCGCGCAAGAGAGCGGGCUGCCUCGCAGUCCGAGCCGGAGAGGGAGCGCGAGCCGCGCCGGCCCCGGACGGGCCUCCGAAACCAUGAACUUUCUGCUCUCUUGGGUGCACUGGACCCUGGCUUUACUGCUGUACCUCCACCAUGCCAAGUGGUCCCAGGCUGCACCCACGACAGAAGGAGAGCAGAAAGCCCAUGAAGUGGUGAAGUUCAUGGAUGUCUACCAGCGCAGCUAUUGCCGUCCAAUCGAGACCCUGGUGGACAUCUUCCAGGAGUACCCUGAUGAGAUAGAGUAUAUCUUCAAGCCGUCCUGUGUGCCCCUCAUGAGGUGUGGGGGCUGCUGCAACGAUGAGGCCCUGGAAUGUGUGCCCACCUCGGAGAGCAACAUCACCAUGCAGGUAGGCACCUGUGACAUAGGGGGCAGGGAGCGUAGAAGGGUAGGGUGGUACAAGGAUGGGCAUUAGAAGGUUGUCUGGGCCUCUGCCUGGGAAACUCUGAUAGGAGGAACUAAAUUGGGGUUCAGGGUGAGGAGAUGAGGUUGGAGUUCAUUUCUACUAUGGGGAAGAAGACACCUGCAUUUCUGCACUUCCCUGCACUCGUUCUCAACGGUUUGACCAUCUCUGCUUUGAUGACCUUUGCUCCCUUGGCUCCACUGGGGCUGAUGACAGAAGUGCCCUUCUCCUUCUCUGGGGGAGCAGCCCCCAAGCUUUCCCUGCUGGAGGGCUCCAUUUGGGAACUGGAUGGAACUGCAGAGUUAAAAGCCAGUCUUGGGGUGCUGCGUAGUAAUGGGUGGAUUUGGGCCCAGACGGGGUGGAGAGUGGGAGGGAGUUAAGUGACAUA